AUGGGAGGGAGAGGCGGAUUGGCACUUUUAUGGAAAGAGGAAGGGGAGGUAGAAAUAGUUAAUUACUCACAACAUCAUAUUAGUGCUUAUGUUGGAAAGGAGGAUAGGUGGUUGUUGACUGGGUUCUAUGGACACUCAGAGGUAAAUAAGAGAAGAGAUACAUGGAACUUGUUGUCAUUAAUAAAACCAUCUGACCAGGUACCAUGGUGCACUAUUGGGGAUUUCAAUGAGGUGUGCUGUCAAGAUGAGAAGGAGGGGGGUAGGCCUAGACCCGAAAGCCAAAUGAGAGAAUUUUGGCAUGCUUUGGAUGAAAACUGUCUGUUUGAUCUUGGAUGGAAGGGAUGCAAGUUUACUUGGAGCAACAAACAUGAGGAUCAAACCUUCACGAAGGAAAGGCUUGACAGGGCAGUGGCUAACUGGAGAUGGAUUGAGAUGUUUAAAAACAGGGAGGUGGAGGUGUUGACAGCAAGCCAGUCUGAUCAUAAAGCUCUACUAUUGAGCAUGGAUAAGGGGGUGGUUUUGCAUAUGAAGAGGAGAAGACUGUUUAGAUUUGAGGCAAAAUGGACUCUCAAGGAAGAUGGAGGGGCAGUUAUUGAAGAUGUAUGGAAGAGAAGGAAGAGGCAAGAUGCUGAGAAACAGAUAAAAGAAAAAACAGAAAGGUUAAAAGUGGAACAAGAAGAGGAGGGCCCUCAUAAUGUUAAGAUCAUCAAAUCUCUGCAAAGGGAGUUGGGUUUACUAUUAGCACAGGAAGAUAUAAAAUGGAAACAGAGAGCCAAGAGGAAUUGGUAUAAAAAUGGGGAUAAGAACACAAAAUUCUUUCACUCAUGUGCAAAUCAGAGGAGAAUUAAGAAUCGGAUUAAGGAAAUAAAGGAUGCUAAUGGUCAACUGGUGAAUGAACAAGGUGAAAUGGAGAGGGUUCUCUCUAUGUAUUUUCAGAACCUAUUUGCUUCUACUAAUCCUACCAUGGAAGCCAUUGAUGAAUGCUUGAGAGGUAUCAGGCCGAGGGUAACACUAGUGAUGAAUGAAGACUUGCAGAGACCCUAUGUUGAGGAAGAAAUCAGGAUUGCUUUGAAGCAAAUGGCGUCAUUAAAAUCCCCGAGGCCUGAUGGAUAUGAGGCUUGCUUUUAUCAUGCAUAUUGGGAAACAAUAGGGGAAGAGGUGAGUACGGCUGUUCUUGGCUUCUUAAAUGGGGAAGGAGGGUUAGGAAAUGGACUGAACUACACAUAUAUAGCACUGAUUCCGAAGGUUAAGGAUCCAUUAUUGGCUAGUGAAUUUAGACUUAUCAGUCUAUGUAACGUCAUGUAUAAGCUGAUUUCAAAGGUCUUAGCAAAUAGACUCAAGAAGGUGUUGCCUUUGUUGAUUUCCCACAAGCAAAGUGCUUUCAUCCCGGAGAGAUUGAUAACUGAUAAAGUGAUGAUUGCAUAUGAAGCUUUGCAUUCAAUGAAGACAAGGCAAAAGGGGAAGGUGGGAAGUAUGACUUUAAAGCUAGACAUGGCAAAAGUUUAUGAUAGGAUUGAAUGGAGGUUUGUAGAGAGUAUAAUGAGGAAGAUGGGGUUUGAGGAAAGGUGGAUUGGUUUGAUAAUGCAGUGUGUAUCUUCAGUUACCUAUUUGGUAUUGGUCAAUGGAUAG
Messenger RNA from Carya illinoinensis, 1629 nucleotides. RefSeq lists its product as uncharacterized. Lineage: Eukaryota; Viridiplantae; Streptophyta; Magnoliopsida; Fagales; Juglandaceae. Bases 1 to 1629 code for a protein of 542 amino acids. The transcript is spliced from 2 exons. The record is from RefSeq and is a predicted model, not a curated record.